AUGCCGAUGCAGACCCGGGGUUCCACAGAACCCAGUGACAGUACCGGAAGUGCGAAACGGAAGCCCGUCCGCCGCGACCCAGAGAAGAGGAGGCAACAGAACAUUCAAGCUCAGAAGAAGUACAGAGAGAAGCUUCGCAAACGCCUAGAGAACCUCGAGGCACUCGCAGCGUCGGCUGCGCAGAAUCAUGCGGUUGAAAGAACAGCAGCUGUGGAGAUUGACGCCUCGGAAGCGGCCGUAGAGCAUGGACCUUCGACCUUUCUGCCCCACAUCGCUGCAAAUGGAAUUCCGGCCUCUGAAGCCCCGGGAAUACCAGUUCCUUUUCCAUCUGCGGUGAUCCCUAGAGACCCAAGCCCCUCACUGGAAGACUUUGCAGCAGCUCUUCCCUUGUGGGAACCUUCAACAUAUGUCACUAACCUCGAUUGUACCUCAUCAUCGCUGGCGAGUUUCGACUCCACGAUCUAUGCACCAUUGUCGGACAAUCUGUCUGUACCUAGCAUCUGGGAUACUUCUGUAGAGGCUUCGCUUUCCGACGAUCUCUCGUCUGCCCCCAGCUUAAGGGAUUUCACCACUAGUGUCCCGCAACCAGACAAGCCUGCAUCAGCAUUGAGCAUAGUGGGCACUAAAUCUCAAUCCAAACCGUCCUUUCUCAUCCCAGACAAUCAUGCCGAUAACACCGGUGCUUCGAACUGCAUCAUCGCCAUCAAAUGCGGCUGCCCUAAAUCUCACAUCCGUGUUCAGACCCAAAGCCCCUACCCGUUUCGCUCUGGCGAAAUUCGUAUCGUCACUCUUGACCCCGGUGCGCCAGCUGCGGACCCAUAUGCUAAUCACAUCCGCAUUGACCCAGUCUGCACCAUAACGGCACUGUAUACACUUGGAAUACAGAUCGGUGUCAAUGAAUCAAUGCUUUGUGCUGAUGAGUCAUUUUCGCCGUUCUACCGGCCCAGCGCGUCCACCGCAGAUGACCUGGUUAAAGCAAACAUGGUCGGCACUGUACAAAGAAUAUUCAAGACCCUGAAACCGGACCUGCGGCCAAACCGCGAACAGAUCAUGAUUGAGCACCACCCUUAUAUCGACAUUCUGCCUUUCUCAACGUUGCGAAGAAAUCUAUUGAUCCGUCAGGGUGAUCUGGAUGAGGAUGAGUUCAUGGAUGAUAUAAUUUCCGGCUUGGUCUGCUGGGGAGGGGCCGGUAUGGGGAAACGGGACAGACAAGACUCGGUUGGACGUCAUCCAACAGGCACACCGUGGGAUGUCCGCAGUUGGGAGGCCAAAGUGUGGUUUUUGAAGAAGUAUUGGGCACUGCUGGGUGGUGAAGAUGGAGAACUUGUGCGGCAGAGUGAGUGGUGGCGAGGACUCAGGGGGGAGGACGAAGAGGUGUUUGAUCAAAGUGAUUCGACGCCAGCGGACUCUCCACUAUUCUACUCGACCCUAGGAAUCUGA
Messenger RNA from Aspergillus aculeatus ATCC 16872, 1440 nucleotides. Its product is annotated as bZIP transcription factor. Gene Ontology annotation, biological process: regulation of DNA-templated transcription. The coding region runs from base 1 to 1440 and encodes 479 amino acids. NCBI's taxonomy places the organism in Eukaryota, Fungi, Ascomycota, Eurotiomycetes, Eurotiales, Aspergillaceae. The record is from RefSeq and is a predicted model, not a curated record. Gene Ontology annotation, molecular function: DNA-binding transcription factor activity. The transcript has 2 exons.